This is a messenger RNA of Artibeus jamaicensis (Jamaican fruit-eating bat), 1970 nucleotides long. It is a transcript of the gene ZNF488, whose product is annotated as zinc finger protein 488. Gene Ontology annotation, cellular component: nucleus. Gene Ontology annotation, biological process: regulation of DNA-templated transcription. The record is from RefSeq and is a predicted model, not a curated record. Bases 233 to 1207 code for a protein of 324 amino acids. Lineage: Eukaryota; Metazoa; Chordata; Mammalia; Chiroptera; Phyllostomidae. The transcript has 2 exons.
UGCAGGCGUGGGCUGGAAGUCCAGAGCACCGGUCAACAGUUUCCGGAAAGCCGAUCUACUUUGCACCACUCUUGAGUCCUAUGGUCCAAGUGUUGCUGGCCCAACCAGCAGGGGGUGCUCUCCAAUACUGCAGCUCUUACCCAGGCCAAGCCCUCUAGAAUGCCAAAGCCCUGAAGACGACAACUGUUGGAGUGUCCACCUUGCUCAGCUGCCCCAGGCCCUGCCAAUCAACAUGGCUGCUCGGAAGGGGAUUCUGCAUAGCCCUUCAUCUGAAAAUAGUCAGUGGCUUAGUGAACCCAAGCAAAGUGAGGGCUGCGAGCCAAUGCAGCUGGACAAAGCAAACUUCCCGGACUCCCAGGGUGCCAUCAGUAGGAGUGGCCAGGAUGAGACCAGUGUGGAGCUGGCACUGGUAACACCCCCAGGGAAGGUUAGAUUGGGAAAGUCAUUGGCCCAGAAGGUGUGCUGGAAACAGGAGCAGAGCACCUUCCUGGAGGUCUCUCAGCUCAAGAAAAGGCUACAGGGCAGACAAGCCAAAGAUAGGGAGCAUGGUGCCCUCACAGGCCAGCCUGACCCUCAACAGCUAACCCAGGACAUCCCCUGGAAACCAGCUGGCAGUAUAGUCUUCUCUGUGCGGCCCAGCAGAGCCCCACAGGAGCAGAGAAGUGCCUUCAGCAAGCCAGCCAGGUAUCUAUCAGGAAGACCUGGGUCAACCUCUCUUUUUCAGGCAAGCAGACCUGCAGAUGCCAUGGGGGAGCUGUUGGGACUCAUCAAGACUGGAGAUUUACCUUGUUGGGGUCAGCUUUCCAAUUCUAAGCUUUUUGUGGGUGAUUUCUGGAACCCGAAAAUGCUGCCACAGAACACUCAUCUCUGCAGUGCUUUACUGGGUUCCCCUACACUGUGGCUUAACCAUGCCAUGAACCAGAUACCCACACCCUUGUCAUCACCUUCCCCUGCCUCUUGGGCCCUCCUGCCACCCACGUUCCCUUCCCAAGGCUUAUCCACCCAGAACUGGUGUGCAAAGUGCAACCUCUCCUUUCAUAUGACCUCGGACCUGGUUUUUCAUAUGCGGUCCCACCACAAAAAGGAACAUGCAGGGCCUGACCUACAUUCUAAGAAGCUGCCAGAAGAGGCACUCACAUGCCCCAUUUGUCAUGAGUAUUUCCGGGAACGCCACCAUCUCUCUCGGCACAUGACUUCUCACAGUUAACAGGUGGCUGUGGAACAAAUCUCUAAGUACAGUGUCCACCAUUUGGCAAGGGCAAAGAAAUGGUUUGCCAGGGCUUCCUUUGAAAAGACAAUUUGCAGUUGUCUGUGAGGUUGUCUGCAAUGGACUGCCUAGAUGAACAGCUCAGUCAUAAUUAGCAAAAGUGUUUGGUUAUGAUAUGCUUUGAAAUAAAUAAAGUAAUGAAAUAAAAUUAUGCAUUUUGCUAACCGAGGAUAUUGGGGCUACUAGGUGAAGGAGCCAGGGAAACGAGGAAGUGAUUGUUCUCAAAGUGAUUGUUCUCAACUUUAGCUGCUCGAUCGACCAUAAGGACAGGGUGCACUUAAAGGAGGUACAGAGCUGAUUGUGUUAAGUCAGCUCCUGGAACGCCAAGUGGGGGGGGCGGGUAAAAAGACCACAACCACAGCAUGAGGUUUAAGAGCCAAUCAGCCAUACUAUCACGAGCUGUCCACGAGCUCUAGUAACCAGUCCUUGGUCAGAUCACGCACCUUGGUAUAGCCCCUGAGCCAAUAGCUAACUGCCACCUUCUGCUUCUGGAAGUUGCUUGCUUGCUCGCUUCUCUAAGAACCCUAGUCUGUAGGCGUUUGGGGCGACUCUCAUUUGCAGCCAUUUUGGCACUCGUGUGUCUCCGGAGGCACCCCGAGAGUUCGCCCCUGCGCAGGUAAAACUUUGAAAUUUUGGCCAAUAAAACACCUCUGACUACCCAGCAGUCUCCGACCCUUCUUGCUCCGGCGAGGGACGGGAUGUA